Lasiosphaeria miniovina is the source of this 405-nucleotide messenger RNA. RefSeq lists its product as uncharacterized. The transcript has 3 exons. Bases 1 to 405 code for a protein of 134 amino acids. The record is from RefSeq and is a predicted model, not a curated record. Lineage: Eukaryota; Fungi; Ascomycota; Sordariomycetes; Sordariales; Lasiosphaeriaceae.
AUGUCGUCGAAAAGAUUACCGGCAUACCCAGCAUAUCUGCUGGGGAUCCCCGAGCUACAUCAGGCAAGCGUGGCACAGCGAAUGGCCUGGGCUGCCGAGCGGGUUACGAAGCGAAAAGAGGACAUCGCUUACAGUCUCGUCGGCCUCUUCGGUGUGAACAUGCCCAUGAUAUACGGCGAAGGUGACAAGGCCUUUCCAAUUCCCGGCAGAUUUCUAGCAUCCGCUCCGUCGGAUUUUGUCAACUGUGGCGGAAUUACUUCGCCAGAGCAACUUUCGGGCCACUUGUUCGACAAAUCUGCCUCCGGUCUAGAGUUGACUGAUGUCGAGCCGAAAGCUCGCUGGCACAAAGAAAGGGCCCUGAUCGAGGCUGCGAUAAACGAUCCAGAGAGUGACCACAGCAUAUGA